GCGCCUUCUCGGGCCGCAAUGCUUUAGGCUCUCCGGGCCUUCCGGCCGGCUCCACCUUAGCCCACACGUUCUCUUCCUCCUAGAAUGGCUCCUCUGCCUCAAGCUCCUGCUGCGCCGGGCACUUUCGCCCCAUGUCAGUAUGGCCCACAGAGGCCUCCGUCCGACGCCCGGCGGGCUCGGCGCCGCUGCUAGGCGACGGCGCGGCCUCGCGGUGGGCGUGGGGCGCGGAGGCGUGGCGGAGGGCCGGCCGGCGGGGCGCCCCGGGAGGCCGGCGAGCCCGCGUGCUAGAAUGCUGCAGGGCUGUCAAUUGUCCUAAACCAUUUAUAGCUAUGGACUUGCCAGAUGAGACCCAGUGGGACGAAACCACUUGCGAGUUGGCUCUUUGUCAGCAUCCACAAUGCUGGGCAUCUUUCCGCCGGGUUGAAAGGGGCCAUCCUCGGAUUUUGAGCUCACCUUGCAAAACCCCUGUGGAUGCUGAAGAUAAACUCCCAGUGCUCACGGUGGUCAACAUUUCAGAUUCCUGCUUCCAGGCCAAGAGACUUGCUCAUCGUCCAUUAUCAGCAUCUGCCAUCACUAAGACACGUACUUUAUUGUCUCGGAAAUCAAAAUUUGACUCUAAAUUUCGAGGCAGGCCUCCUAAGGGUUUACCUGAUGGUUUGAGCAGCCUUACUAAGAGAUCUCCCAAAAUUUCAGUGUUGAAUUUGAAUGAAACAGAAAUUCCCUCCUCUAAAGAUGUUAGAAAUAUGGUUGUGGUCUGGGUCCCAGAAGAACAAGAGAAGCCUGUGAGCCAGUAUGAGAAAAAGAGAAGAAACAACUCGGCAAUGAACAAGUCCUCCCUGGGUCUGCCUGGAAAGCAGGGCACAAAAACACGGUUGAGAGCGCCAAAGAUCCUUGUGCCUCCACCUUCUCCAGUCCAUUUGUUGGAGCAUUUCAGUUCAGAAUCCAUAUCUCUGUGGGCCCAAAUUGGCAUGUUACCUCAGGAGCUGCUGGUGGACCUCCUUUUGGCAGAUGGAGGGAUAGACGUGCCUUGCCCAGAGAUGAAGAUCCAGUUGGCCUUGGUGAGGAAGACUCUUCCCCUGGAGAAGAGCCGGCCUGACAGCGCACUGUCUGCUAAGAUGUGUCUGACCACCCACCGCCUCACCCUGCAAAGACCAGCCUUGCGGUAUCCUGAACAUUGGAAGAAAUUACAGUAUAACCUGAAGAUAGAAGGUCUCAGGAAACAGCAGCGGUGCCAGCAGCAACGGAGGAAGGGGCCUCAAAAGAAAGCCAGAGGUGAUCCAGAGAGGCAGAAUUCUGCACAUCAACAUUCAGUUACCAUUGUCUGUGACCCUGUCUGUGGUAAGGAGGAAGCCAAUGUGAUGCCUCAAGAAGGUUUUGCCUUAUCCAGGAUGGGGAAUCACUUGCAAGCUGGGUUUCAAUUAGAAGCCCAACAAGAAGGCCACAGAACUGUGCCAGGUCAGGAAAGUAACAGAACAGCAGUAAUGGCAGAUGGAGGUAGAAGUAUCCGCUUCCAAACAGGUCCUGAACUGUCUGUCAUAGAACCUGCCUAUGAGAAUGAUAGUUCUGCACUGGAAGCUGCACCAGAAGUUGAAGCUGCACCAGAAGAUGAGAGUACCAUCCAACAGACCCUCAAGAAAUUUGCAGACAGUGUGACUGGAGUAAGCUGGAACCCUGAGCUGAAACUUCUAAGGAUUCUUCAGGGCAGUGAUGAUGAGGACGAUGAUACUCAAGUCUCUGGGGCCCAGAGUGAGGAGUCUCUGGAGGCAUGGGCUGAAAGCAUUACCGAGGCAGCCCUGUCCAGCGCAGGAUGGUCAGCAGCCCGAAGAUCGCGACCUUCGAGUUAAGGGAAGGAAAGGGGACAUCUGUUUUUUGCAGCCUUUACCAGGGCCAUUCUGUUGAUGUCGUUUGCUUCUUGCCUCUAAAAUACAUGAGGGGGAAGAAGCCCCACCCAUUUUAAACUUA
This is a messenger RNA of Ochotona princeps (American pika), 1962 nucleotides long. It is a transcript of the gene C14H9orf43, whose product is annotated as chromosome 14 C9orf43 homolog. The record is from RefSeq and is a predicted model, not a curated record. The transcript is spliced from 14 exons. Lineage: Eukaryota; Metazoa; Chordata; Mammalia; Lagomorpha; Ochotonidae. The coding region runs from base 132 to 1844 and encodes 570 amino acids.